Messenger RNA from Penicillium macrosclerotiorum, 2082 nucleotides. It is a transcript of the gene ccg9, whose product is annotated as putative trehalose synthase (Ccg-9). The transcript is spliced from 6 exons. NCBI's taxonomy places the organism in Eukaryota, Fungi, Ascomycota, Eurotiomycetes, Eurotiales, Aspergillaceae. Gene Ontology annotation, molecular function: glycosyltransferase activity. Bases 1 to 2082 code for a protein of 693 amino acids. The record is from RefSeq and is a predicted model, not a curated record.
AUGUCUGGCGACACACGCCAUGAAUUCGAGCGUCGCUCGUCGGUGGCACGGCAGCGCCGGCUAUCUCAGCAGUUCAAACGGCAUGCCUGGCUGGCAUCUCCUGCUGAUACCAUCUAUGCAGGAGUGUCUGCCUUCUUCUCCAACCAUCGUGCCUCAACGGUCGCCAUCGCGGUCAGGGAUACCACCUACAUGCUAGACUUUAUCGAAAGAGUCUUUGACACCAGCGAAGACCAGCCUUGCGCAGAGCGUGUAACAGAAUUUAUCGUCUCACAGCUCAAGGCCUACGCCGAGGAACAUUUGGAGAAGAUCAUCGGCGUGGCCAUGCCGCUUCAUGUCGCCGACCGCUGUCCGGUGCUCUGCUCCCGCUUAUGGGCAGAGCUCGAUAUAAUCCCACUAGUCCUGCCCGAGAGGAGCUUAAUGGACCGGUUUACCUCACGCGAACAACCGCUGCCCAAAGCGUGGGAGGCGCGCACCAUUGACGAACAGGCGGAGUCGAUGGCUCGGAAAUGCGUGAGGUUAUUCGGGCCGGAGAACAUUCCCCUAUUGCAAGUGGGUUUCAUGGGCCUCGUAGAGGUUGACACGGAUUUCCACGUGCGCCUAACGAAUCUGGACGACUUUGAAAAGACGGUUUCGGCUUCGACCUGGAGCGCGCUUCAGCACUAUGCAUCCUAUCUCAAGGAUCGAAGACUGAGGGUUGCCUUCUUCAGCGCAACCCCUCAAGGCGGAGGUGUCGCUUUGAUGAGGCAUGCCCUAGUGCGUUUCUCGCAUUCGUUGGGCACAGAUAUCAAGUGGUAUGUCCCCAAACCACGGCCGGGUGUUUUUCGCAUAACCAAAAACAAUCACAACAUCCUCCAGGGAGUGGCGCUUCCUUCAGAACGAUUGAGUGAAGCUAACAAGAAGGUAUUGACGGCUUGGAUUGAAGAGAAUGCGAGACGAUACUGGACUUUACCAGGCGGACCUCUGUCUCCGCCGUCUGAGGGAGGAGCAGAUGUGCUGAUCGUAGAUGAUCCUCAAAUGCCAGGAUUAAUACCUAUUGCCAAGAAGAUCGCCCCCAAAAGACCGAUCAUUUUCCGAAGUCACAUUCAAAUCAGAAGCGAUCUGAUUGAAAAAGUUGGAAGCCCACAGGCAGAGGCAUGGGAAUUCUUCUGGAGUCAUAUCAAACUGGCCGAUUGCUUCAUCAGCCAUCCCGUAAGCGCAUUUGUACCCCACGAUGUACCGCGGAAAAUCGUCGGCUAUAUGCCGGCGUCCACCGAUUGGCUGGAUGGGUUGAACAAGAAUAUGCGAGACUGGGACGUGGCGCACUACGGCCGUAUCUUCAAUGCAGCCUGCAGGAAUGCUGAUAUGCCCAUGAUCCAAUACCCCGACGACCAGUAUAUCGUGCAAAUCGCAAGGUUCGAUCCAUCAAAGGGCAUUUUCGACGUCCUCGAUUCAUAUGAGAAAUUCUACGAUAGACUCGUCAACGAAAGACCGGAUUUACGGCCUCCAAAGCUUCUGAUAUGUGGGCAUGGCUCGGUGGAUGAUCCGGAUGGAGCGGUCAUUUACGACCAAGUGAUUGAUCUCAUCGAUCACAAAACACCGCAUCUACGUGACCAGAUUUGCAUUAUGCGGCUGAGGCCGUCGGAUCAGGUUUUGAAUGCUGUCCUUUCCAAGGCCACCAUUGCACUGCAACUGUCUACCCGCGAAGGCUUCGAAGUCAAAGUCUCGGAGGCUAUUCACAAGGGCAAGCCGGUGAUCGCCACACGAGCCGGGGGUAUUCCACUGCAGGUCGAAAACACCAAGAAUGGCUUCCUCGUGGAUGUCGGUGACACCGACGCUGUCGCACAGCACCUCUUCUCCCUAUGGACAGACGAGGCCCUCUACCGUCGAAUGUCACAGUAUGCGCUCGACCAUGUCUGUGAUGAGGUGAGCACCGUGGGCAACGCAUUGAGCUGGCUGUUCCUGGCUUGCAAAUUGUCGAAGGGUGAGCCAAUAAACCUCAAUGAGCGCUGGAUUAACGAUCUGGCGUUUGAGGAAAGCGGCAUUCCUAUCCCACCGGACCUGCCCCGGCUCACCCGUGCGGUGCAAGUUGAGAACAUGGGAUAG